Messenger RNA from Solea senegalensis (Senegalese sole), 1059 nucleotides. It is a transcript of the gene cby1, whose product is annotated as chibby homolog 1 (Drosophila). The record is from RefSeq and is a predicted model, not a curated record. The transcript is spliced from 5 exons. Lineage: Eukaryota; Metazoa; Chordata; Actinopteri; Pleuronectiformes; Soleidae. Bases 231 to 596 code for a protein of 121 amino acids.
UUUGAUUCCAGUCUGUCACGUUGAGUGCAGGAACAUGACUCCUCCACCACCCUCCAACAGCCAUCUCCGGCACUAAGCAUUAUACCUACCCACCGUCAACGGUAAAUCGUAUAUGCGAGUUCAGCUCACCCCUCCCUUUCCCAAGUGCAUUGCAGAACUACGGUGGCCUUUGCAUCCCAAAAUGGACAUCUCUCUUCGUCGUUUAUGUAGAUCUUAAAAAGUCACUCAAGAUGCCGAUCUUUGGAAACACAUUCAGUCCAAAGAAGAUUCCGCCUCGCAAAUCCGCAUCACUGUCAAGCCUCCACACGCUGGAUCGGUCCACAAGAGAAAUCGAGCUGGGUCUUGAGUAUGGGCCUCCUGCAAUGAACAUCGGAGGCCUGAGCUGGAAGUUUGAAGAGGGACAGUGGGUAUCAGAAUCUGGUGGGAAUACCUCUGGUAGGGAAUUGCGGCGGCUUAAGAAAAGAAAUGCACAACUGGAGGAAGAAAACAACCUCCUGAAACUGAAGAUUGAACUCCUCAUGGACAUGUUGACAGAGACGACAGUGGAGUACCACAUGAUGGAGAAGGAAGUGGACGAAUUAAAGAGUCAACAUUGACAGAUCUGACCUGAUUCCUGCAUGAAUUGACAAUAUUCUUAGUCCUCUUUUUGUAUUAUAGUUUUGCGUUUAUUAUAUUGAUGUUUAAAAAAAAUCCAUCUUGUUUUCUACCUUUUUUAAGUACCAUGCUCAUAUUUAUUUGACUGAAAUCAGAUGUUAAAAGACGGCAUAUGAUGCAUCAAAGCAAGUCAAGCUCAGUGCUAAAGCUACACUGAUCACAGCAAUAAAUUAAAAAAGGCUUUCUUAGAUGGCAGUUCAGUGUGACCUAAUUUUGGUAAACAGAACUGAUGAUGUGGAAUCUGAUUCUAAGGUUAUCAGAUUUAGUAGUUUUGUUCUGCUGUCUUUUGAGUUCUAUCUCAAUAAACUUGAAGACAAAACUUACAUCAUGUAUGGAAAGUACAGACUGACCUUUGUAUAUGUUUGUAUUGAGGUUAUGAAUAAAACACAGUCAUUUGAAAGAAAA